AUGGAUCUGCCAGCUCCAAAUGAGGCAGACGAUGAAACUAACCCUGAAUCUGGGUUGAGCCGAGCAACCGACGUUCAGAAUCUGACUCUUUUCGAUGGAAGGCCGUCUUCUGGGACGCCACGAGAGCAAGCAGUCGAACCGGGCUCCGAGCUGCGUACCGCACAGUCUUCGGUUCAAGUCGCGCAAACUUCAGCUGAUGAGGAGUUUCCAGCGCACGCCUCUCUCGGAACUCAGGCUGUUGCGGUUCCAGCGCCAGCAGCAGCUGCGACAAACGCCCAGCAGGUGAACUGUCAGCAGAAUGUUCCUCAAGCAAGUCCGCCUGCCGUGCCGGAAGAGGCGUGGGCAUACGCCACCGAGGAGGAAAGCAAGAAUGUGUUUGCGGAACUACGAUGCUUCAGUGCCAGGGACCUCCCCUGUAGAACUUUCAUAUACAGAUCAGGAGCGACUAUACCGGAGAGGGCCUGGCUGGACCUCGUGCCUGGGCAAACCCGCUUCAUAGAGAUCAUUAUCCCUCUAGAGUUUUACACAGUCUUUAAUCCCGCUUUUCCCAGAAAGCAGCUAUGGGGUCGAGGGCCAUACACGAUAGAUUCCGAUAUUGUAGCAGCACUUGUGCAGAAGGGAUACAUGGAGCCGCUUCUGUAUUACGUAGUGCCUCCAGGCGCAUACCCGUACACUGAAAGAGUUCUCUUCGGGCGAGCCCAUGAACACGACAUAGAGUCCAUGGCCCCGGGCAUGAAUAUGGUAGAGGGACUUGGUAUCUCUGCUGGGAACGAGCGAGUUGAAGGCGCUACGUCGAUGCUCUGGGCGAGCGGCCCCGACCCCACAGCAACCGUGGAAUCGGGCCGAAAGCAGCCGUCCGCGUCUAGAGAACUAGUUGCUCGCUUGAAAAUUCGUCGAUUGACUCCUGGCCGAAAGGUUCUGUACCCGUCGUAUAUUCACAAUGAGGUCUACUCACGAAAAUGGAUUUACUGGGGUGACGAUAAAACAGAGCCAUUCGCAGAGUUCGAGAUCUCUCGAGCGGAGCUGCUGGUACCCACGCGAACUGAAUCACAGGCUCCACUACAUCCCAUGGAAUGCAUCGGAUAUCGGCUAAGAAUUUGGAAACGCGAAGAGUUAAGUCAACAAACUAGUCUUGAGCGGAAGGUCUACAGAUUUUUGAAACUCUCCUGUGAUGGCUUGUCGCUGAGCUCUCCAAUUAUGAGCGCUGCGACGGCAGCUGCAUUCAUGCAUGCAGCGGGGGACCUGCAAUCCCCCAUGCAAGCAUCUCUCAUCAACGGAAUGGAUGUUGCGAAACGCCGCAGGAUUGCUUUCCUCCAUGACCACACAUUCCGCUUCAGCCUGAGUAUGGAACCGUGUCUUUCUUAUGGGUUACAUUUGAUUUGCGACCGGGGCUCCCGACAGGAUUUGCGCUUGUCCUCACGCCUCGUUACCGAGGUUGCGUACUUUGAGAACGCGGAAGGUCGUAGAUUCGAACUUUCUCAAGGAUCAAUGGACGCAACUGGAACGCCCUUGUACCGUUUCAUGGAAGUUCCGAAUCCACAUCUCUUAGACCGCAAACAAAUGAUCUCUGCAGGUGUACCGCUGCCGCCUGCGCUUGUUCGUGUACCACCCGAGCUUGCGGAAUUUGGCGAGGGGGCCGAGUUUAUGGCCUGGUCGGAUGUCGCAUUCGGCGCCGAUCACCUUCGCGUCAAAGGUGUCGUCCUACCGAAAAUCACAGGCGUUUUUUUCAUUACGCGCCCUCCCCAUGCGAAGAACAGAAGCACGAAAACUCAAACGGAAAAUCCGACGAAUGCAGUAAUUGCUCAUGAACGGCAUACACUCAAUGAAUCCGAGAGUGCAGAGAGCAGCAUCGGGCAUGUGCAAUAUGAGGAUGCUACCGAGCUGGCGUCUCGAGCCAACAAGGUUGAUCAGACAUCUGGUGGUGCCCCGCGCGACAACGAUGGAAUGAAGCGCGACAAGAGCCUCUCAAAACGAUCUUCUGGCGUCUAG
Messenger RNA from Cyanidioschyzon merolae strain 10D, 1989 nucleotides. RefSeq lists its product as hypothetical. The transcript has a single exon. The coding region runs from base 1 to 1989 and encodes 662 amino acids. NCBI's taxonomy places the organism in Eukaryota, Rhodophyta, Bangiophyceae, Cyanidiales, Cyanidiaceae. The record is from RefSeq and is a predicted model, not a curated record.